GUGCUGUCCACUGGACUGGAGUCUGUCCCCGAGUCCCUCAUCCAGGAAGCUUUUGACGUCUUCGACGUGGAUGGGGACGGUCAGAUCUCCUUAUCCGAGCUUAGGGUAAUGCUCUCAGGAGAAGGACCCUUGGUGGAGGUUUUGCCCAACGGCCAAACGGUGGACGAAGUCAUGGAUGAAAUCGCUGGAGGCAAGCAGAGCAUUUCCUUUCCCGACUUCGUGGAGUACAUUUCCAAGGUCUCCGUGAAAAGGCGGAAGAGCAGGGACCGAACUUUCAAUGGACAAGGGACAGCAGGUCAACAGGUGAUCGCGAGCAUGGUGGAGGAAUUGGAAGCUUCCGAGGACGAGGUUUCAGACCCGUCACCGGAGGAGAAUAAGUUCCCGGCCAUGGAGGCCAGCGUUGCGUCGCUGCUACAUGCAGCAGCUUCCAAGGACGAGGAGGAUGCACUGUGGAGAGCUUUUGGUCCUCAAUCCAAAGAGCGAUGGGCGCAAAACAGGCCCAACAGUGGCGGGCCUUCUCUCAUUUUGCCUCACGAAGCCUUCCACGGCACAGUUCCUGCGGUGCACGAUUUCCUGUUGAAAGUCUUCAGCGGCACGUUGGACCAAGACGACCCUGUGGUGCAG
This is a messenger RNA of Cladocopium goreaui, 624 nucleotides long. Lineage: Eukaryota; Dinophyceae; Suessiales; Symbiodiniaceae. The record is from the annotation of a GenBank genome assembly.